This is a messenger RNA of Cladocopium goreaui, 1539 nucleotides long. The record is from the annotation of a GenBank genome assembly. NCBI's taxonomy places the organism in Eukaryota, Dinophyceae, Suessiales, Symbiodiniaceae.
GGUGCGACACCGCUGCACUACGCGGCUCUCAACGGCCACACCGCCGCUGUGGAGCAGCUCCUCGCCGCGGGCGCCGCCGUGGAUGCUGUGAGCAACGGAGGCCAGACGCCAUACGACAUCGCCAAGCAGCAUGGCCACUGGGAGGUGAUGGGUGUGCUGGACCCGGUAUUUGUGGCCCUUCUCAGUGGCCGGAGCUGCAAAUGUAGUUCUUAUCACGAGACGGUGCAGGAAUUGAAGGAUGAAGCAGAGCAUGGCGUUGCCUGGCCACUGCUACACAAGACCCGUGAUGCUAAGAAGAAACUCGGAAUCACCAUCCAGCGUCUCAUUGGGGUGAACAUGGAACCAUUGAACGAAGCAAAGACUCUGGAAGAAGCCGGUGUUUUGCCUGGACAUACGUUGACCGCAGUCAUCGCGCCAGCAGCGGGGCAGGCUGAUGUCUCAGAGGCGGGUCGUAUCGAUGUGGGACAUCACAUUCUGCAGGGAGAGAAGCAGUUGCCAGAGGAUGAAGGCCGCAAAGAUGAUGGCGAUUUGCAAAAUCCCAACGACUUCAUUGAGUUCCUCAUCUCCGCGAACAUUCGGCUGGUCCGCGCUGAGUUUUUGAUCGAGCUGGAUGAGACUGGGACCCCCAUGCCUCGCCGACAAGAGGCAGAGUUCAUGCACGUGCAGAGUGGGGCAACUGCACUGGUGGAGCUUGGUGAGUACAAAGAGUUGCACGUGAAUCAAACAUCAGGACACGUCACAAUCCGCACGGCUGAGGGCCCCUCCACAGUGCGAUUCCGGUCAAUCUCCCACAUGUGGGAGGCAAUGGAGCAUCCGGAUCCCUGGGGAUUCCAGGUCGCCAGCAUUGUGGAGAGGUACCGAGAAUUACCCACGGAUUCGGUGACGUGGGUCUUCGUGGACUUCAUGUCGCUGUAUCAGUACAAGAGAUCUGCUGAAGAAGAUGAGUUCUUCAGGAAGGGGCUGAAGCGAAUGCACUGGCUGUACAGUCAUGAGAUUGUGCAGGUAGACAUCCUCACUGAACUCACGCCUGAUGACAAGAAGUCCGAGGGCGAGAUUUUGGUAUACAACGCGGCGGAAGACCAGAUGAAAGUUACCCCAAUCCGCGAGCUGAAACUCAACAGCACCCCGUACGAGCUUCGAGGUUGGUGCCAGAGUGAAUCUGAAUGGUCCCGCCUGCGUAUGGAUGUGCUUGGAGGUUGUGUUCCCACUCCUCCAGACAUCUUCAGGAAGAGGAUGCAACGGAUGCGGUUCACUCAUCGAAAUGAUGCCGAGCAGGUGCUUGCUUUGCAAGAGAAGGUGUUCAGAGACAAAGUCUCCAAGACAACACACUUGCAGCUCCAACAACUCUCUGGGGAUGACUUGGAAUGUCUACAUGACGCCUUGCCCCACUACACCAAACUGGAGUACAUGGUGGUGAACGGCAAUGCCCUGAAGGGGCAAGAUGCCGUGGCGAUGGUGACCUCAGGCUUCAGUGACAUCGGGACAGCUGCCCUUCGCAAAGUGAUGGAGCAGCGACCGCAGCUGAAGAUCCGAUUGUAG